CCCACAGAGCUAUGCGACAGGAUCAUCGACUUCUUAGACGACGAUCGGAUGGCCCUCAGAACUUGCGCACUGACCUGUCGUGCAUGGCUUUCAUCCGCGCAGUACCACAUCUUUUCUCAUGUUCUCCUCGGAGAAGCCCAGAUUCUCCAGGCAUUCCACAGCCUGCUGCUUAUAUCUCCUCACCUCGGUAUCUAUGUGCGGUGUCUUGACAUCGUAGCGCCGAUCAAGAGCACGCCAGCGACGAGACUACGUGGGGUCUGGCUUGCUAUCUUCCAACAUCUAGGUUCUGUCAGGAAGCUGACAGUGAAAGGUUUCUUGCCGCACAUG
This is a messenger RNA of Laetiporus sulphureus 93-53, 327 nucleotides long. RefSeq lists its product as uncharacterized. The record is from RefSeq and is a predicted model, not a curated record. The transcript has a single exon. The annotation marks the transcript as partial. Lineage: Eukaryota; Fungi; Basidiomycota; Agaricomycetes; Polyporales; Laetiporaceae.